Messenger RNA from Benincasa hispida (wax gourd), 2628 nucleotides. RefSeq names its product COBRA-like protein 7. Lineage: Eukaryota; Viridiplantae; Streptophyta; Magnoliopsida; Cucurbitales; Cucurbitaceae. Gene Ontology annotation, cellular component: membrane. The record is from RefSeq and is a predicted model, not a curated record. Gene Ontology annotation, biological process: cellulose microfibril organization.
CUCAAAAAUCAAAAUGAAUCAACGGAUAGUCUCCCGGUGACCGUCCCUGUGGUUCGUGGCUUUUGGCCAUGUCCUUUUGAACAGCUCAAACAAAGACGGCCAUUUUAAUAUACAAAAUUCUUCUUCUUUCCUCACCAAAACAAUUUUCAUAUACAACGUGCUUUGAAUUUCCUCUCCACCAUUUCUUUCGCUGUUCAUCACUUUCUCACUCAAUCUACGCGUUUUCUCUCUCUAAAUUCUACUCUAUUUCAUUUCAAAAUUUCAAACCCACAAACCUUGAAUCCCCAAAAUCAUGGCCUUUCCCGAUCUCAUCCUCUUCCUCAUCUUUACGGCCAUACCCUUUUCGAUUUCUCAGCCAACUGACCAAGCUCCACCUCCGGCCGCCGGUUCCUGCAAUGGCAUCUUCUUGUCCUACUCUUUCGAUCAAGGAACCAAGCUUCCCCCAAAUCUCACUGAUCUCGCUCACCAGCCCUACCGAUUCGAGUCCACUCUCUCCGUUCUCAACAACGGCCUUACGGAGCUCAAGUCUUGGAGGGUUUUUGUGGGGUUUCAACACGAUGAGUUCUUGGUCUCGGCCUCCGGCGCUGUUCUCGCUGAUGGUAAUUCCUUCCCUGGUAACGUUGGCAAUGGUACUGUCUUCGCUGGUUUUCCGAUGACCGACUUGAAGACGGCUAUUGAAACUGCUGGGGAUAUCACUCAGAUGCAAGUCCAAGUCAAGUUACUUGGGACCCAAUUUGGGGUUGCCCCUCCGAAGAGUCCGAUGCCUUCGAAUAUAUCUCUUGCCAAUGAUGGAUAUCUGUGCCGUAAGCCAAACCUACAAGGAAAGAGUGAGAUGCACGUCUGUUGCAUACCUGAUCCAAGCGUGAAAACAAAUAUCACAACCAGUGAAGAGUUCUUGCCUCGUCAAAAUGGUGAUCUAACGAUCAUGUAUGAUGUGACAAGGACAUAUGAUUCAAGUUACUGGGCACAAGUUACAAUUGCUAACCAUAAUCCUCUUGGUCGUCUUGACUAUUGGAAAUUGAGCUGGGAUUGGAUGAGGGAUGAGUUUAUCUAUACAAUGAAAGGGGCUUAUCCUUCGGUUGUUGAUUCUACUGACUGCAUCUUUGGUAGACAAGGCACUUAUUAUCGGGACUUGGACUUUUCCGAUGUAUUAAGUUGUGAAAGAAGGCCAACUAUUGUUGAUUUACCUCCAACCAAGGCCAAUGACACCACUCUCGGGUUAAUCCCUUUCUGCUGUCGAAAUGGGACAAUCUUGCCAUCUCAUAUGGACCCGAGCAAGUCAAUUUCUGCAUUUCAGAUGCAAGUGUUUAAAAUGCCACCGGAUCUUAAUAGAUCCCAGAUUACACCACCUCAGAAUUGGCAGAUCAGUGGCAUUCUCAACCCCACAUAUAAAUGUGGCCAGCCAGUGAGGGUAAGUCCUAGUGAAUUCCCCCACUCAAGUGGUUUACCACUGAAUUCGACUGCAGUAGCGAGCUGGCAGGUUGUUUGCAAUAUAACACAUGCCAAGGGUGACACGCCGAAGUGCUGUGUUUCGUUUUCAUCUUACUACAACGAUUCUGUCAUCCCGUGCAGAACGUGUGCUUGUGGAUGCUCGCAAAAGUCAGCCCGUACAUGUAAUGCAACCUCCCCUGCAAUGCUCCUCCCACCUGAAGCCCUUCUUGUUCCUUUUGAGAAUAGGACCGCUAUGGCUGUUGCUUGGGCUGGUCUGAAACAUUUCCCAUCCCCCAAACCGAUGCCUUGUGCGGAUAACUGUGGCGUCAGUAUCAAUUGGCAUUUGUAUACUGAUUAUAGGGACGGAUGGAGUGCGAGGAUCACUCUCUUCAACUGGGACGAAGUGAAUUUUGCAGAUUGGUUUGCUGCAGUUCAGAUGAACAAAGCAGCACCUGGUUUCCAGGCAAUGUACUCGUUCAAUGCAACCACCUUGGAAUUGAAUGGUUCCAACAAUACUAUCUUUAUGCAGGGUAAUCCUGGACUAAACUAUCUCGUAGGAGAAACAGACGGGGCAAACCCGGCAAGAGAUCCACGGGUACCUGGAAAACAGCAAUCUGUGAUCUCAUUUACAAAGAAGAACAUACAAGGUCUUAACAUGGCUGCUGGAGAUGGGUUUCCUACAAAAGUGUUCUUUAAUGGAGAGGAAUGCUUGCUUCCAGAAAUGUUCCCAGCCAACAACAGCCGAAGGAACUUAGCUUCAUUCAUUCCAAGUAUCCUAAUCCUACUACUGGUUUUCAUGUUCAUUCAGCAAUAGCCAGGAAAGAAUGCGAAGGAUGACAUUGUGUUGUAGCUGCUGUUCAUUUUUUCAUUCUUUGAGGAACUGAAGAUGAUAUGGAGUAUUUUCAGAGACUUGACUGAGAUUAAUACUCUGAGAAAUGAGACUUUAAGCUCACUCUACACAAGAAGAAGGUACAUGAAAUGACAGUAACUCAAGAAAUCUGUGGUUUAAAAUGCAUCAUUGCUCUGCCAGUUCUCAUGGCUUGUAUUUUUUGAGCUGCUACAGUAUAUAUAUAUAUAUAUGCCGGAGAAAGGGGUGUGUAUGUGAUUGUUUCCUUACUGAAUUUUGGUAGUUAAAAACAUUGUUUUGAAGUUUUAUAAUUUUUGUUAUUAUAAAUGUUAAACCUACUUCUUCUUGUA